AUGCGAGAUUACUUAGAUACUGGACAUAUGUCAGAAGUAGAACACGAGCAAAAAAGUGAACGUAAUUCUUACUAUAUUCCACACCAAGCAGUCGAACGACCUGGGAGCACUACCACAAAAAUGCGCAUCGUUUUUGAUGCCUCAAUGAAGACAACCUCUGGGAUGUCAUUGAAUGAUCAUCAUCAUUGUGGACAAAAACUUCAACAGGACUUGCCAGGUAUAGUUUUACGAUUCCGUCUUCACCCUAUCGUAUUCACUACAGACAUCAUACAAAUGUUUCGGCAAAUAAACGUCACCGAAACCCAUCGACCGUAUCUACGAUUGCGAUACCGAUUCUCAUCCAAUGAAGAUAUCCAGGUAUAUGAAAUGAAUACAGUAACGUUUGGGUUGAGAUCAUCACCUUUUCUCGCUAUACGAACUAUUCAUCAGUUAGUCCAAGACGAAGCUACAAAUUAUCCAAAAAAAAAGACUAUUGUAAAACGGGACAUGUAUGUAGAUGAUAUAGCCACUGGUGCUGAAGAAGAAGAGGAGGCCAUAAAGAUGCAUCAAAGUCUAGUCAGCAUAUAUGCGAAAGGACACUUUGAGUUGCGAAAAUGGUCCAGUAAUUCAAAGGAGCUACAAGAAAAUAUUCCAGAAGAUCAUCGUCAAACACAUCCAGUCACGUUUAAGGAAUACGAUUCAGACUACACCAAGGUGCUUGGACUCAACUGGCAACCGCGUGAGGAUUCAUUCAGUUAUAGUUAUCAACCUAACCCUGUGCGAUUUAGCAAACGCGCUAUAUUGUCUGAAAUUGCAAGAAUUUACGACCCCCUUGGGCUACUAGCACCAGUAACCACAGCUUUAAAACGACUUAUGAAAUACCUGUGGCUAGCAGAAGUUGGAUGGGACCAGGAAAUACCAGAAGAAGCAAUUGUUGCGUGGAGAAAAUACCAUGAACAACUAUCAGUCCUCGCAACCCUGCGAAUCCCACGUCAAGUUACCCAACCAAACUCCGUGUACGAGUUACAUGGAUUCAGCGAUAGUUCCGAAGCUGCCUAUGCAGCAGUAGUAUACUGUCCACAUAUCUAA
Molecule: messenger RNA, 1068 nt
Organism: Metopolophium dirhodum (rose-grain aphid)
Lineage: Eukaryota; Metazoa; Arthropoda; Insecta; Hemiptera; Aphididae
Exons: 1
Coding region: 1-1068 (355 amino acids)
Source: RefSeq, a predicted model, not a curated record